Messenger RNA from Nelumbo nucifera (sacred lotus), 3822 nucleotides. RefSeq names its product zinc finger CCCH domain-containing protein 55. The record is from RefSeq and is a predicted model, not a curated record. Gene Ontology annotation, molecular function: metal ion binding. NCBI's taxonomy places the organism in Eukaryota, Viridiplantae, Streptophyta, Magnoliopsida, Proteales, Nelumbonaceae.
GACGGGAGCGAAAAGAAUCAUAAUUCCAGUGAUGAUUGUUGUUCGUUGAGAAUGAAAACGGAAAACCUAGAGGAAGGAUAAAGACCGUUGAUUGUGGGAUUCAUAAUGGACGUGCUGUGAGAGCAUAAAUAUUGUAGGGGAUAAGGCACCAGAUACUUUCUCCUCUUAAAUAUCUAUGUCUUCGAAAUCGCGACGCUGCCUCGCCAGGGUUUGAAAUUCUCUCUGUCUUCUUUACACAAAGCCGAAGACUUCCUUUCUUCCAGUUCUCUCCUCCUGCUUCAAUGAGCGACCUUGCAAGUUGUCUAAAUCUCUUCAAUCUCCAUUUCAGUUCACCUUUAGGCUUUUUCACCUGAUUUCUUGGAUGGAUUUUCUUUGGUCGUAGAUCUGUUGAGAGAAGGAUAUUAUUUUGGACAGUAUUUGAGAAAGGAAUGCCAUGACAGAAAGUGUCAGGAAACGCAAUUCCAAGUGGGAUCUGAAAGCAGAAACCGAUCAAUCAACUGAAAUCAGACAAGAUAAUGUUUGGUCUAGUAAAGGAGGUGAUUCAAUUAUUGAUAAAGAAUUAAAACCAGGGUGGGGUUCUACAAAGGAUGCUGACAAUCAUGAUCCAAAAUGGUCUAAUGUUGAAGACAGAAAUUCCUCGAAACCUAAAGACAUUUCUGCAUGGUCAACUUGGGAACCCUUAUCUGGGAACAGAGGUUCAGAGAAGGAUGAUAUGAAUAGACUCAAUGGAGAAGAUACUAGUGAGAUUCCACAAACCAUGACGGGGUGGGGUGGGGAUCCAACUUACAGCUCAAAUAUGUCACCUGGUCUUGAUGCUUGGAGACAACAAAAUCGCAGCCACUCCCCCAAAAGUGGUCGGAGCAGGGCACACAGGAGUAGAAGUAGGAGCCCACCUUAUGGGUUCAAGCGUGAAGCAGAGGGUUGGGUUGACAGAAGUAGACGUGGAUCUGGAGUAUCAGCCCGGCCAUGUAAUGAUUUUGCUGCAGGGAGGUGCCGGAGAGGUAGUCACUGCAGGUUUCUUCAUCAGGAUAAGCAGGAUUAUGAGCAUAAAAGGCAUAUGGAAAGUGCUUCCUUAGAAAACUGGAGAGGUAGACGUGACGGUAAUAGACAUUCAGAGAGUGGUCCUGUUGAUAGCUUGGAAAGUAGGCAUGAGAAAGAAGGAUCUUUUAGGUCUGUAAACACUGAGGAAGCAAGGGAUGAUUCAUGGGAUAAGUUUCCCCAUGGAUAUCGGAGUCACUUGGAUGGAGACCGGGAGAAGCAUGAAUCCCAGAGGAACAAUAGAUCUACCAAUAUCUGCAAUGAUUUUCUGAGAGGUAGGUGUUACAGGGGAUCAUCAUGCAAGUAUGUCCAUGAUGGUACUUCAUCUGAUGAACAUGGUGGAUGGUCCACAAAAGGAAUGGCAAGAGAAAGAACCCAUGACAGGAAGGAUGCAUAUUCAUCCUUUGAUCAUGAACAUAGGCGUGAGGCCCGCAGAAAUAGUGAUAUUCCUUGCAAGUAUUUUGCAGCAGGCAAUUGCCGUAAUGGGGAGUAUUGCAGGUUCUCUCAUGAUGGUGCAGGGCAAUGCAGUCCUAAAGGCAGGCCUCAGGAAGAUAAGUGGAGCAAUGAUGUGGAUAAUGAGAUUAAACCAUGGGGAGGUUCACAGUGGAGUGAUGCAGUAGCUGUCUCUUCUGACAUUGCAAAAUCCAACCAGUGGAGAGCUGAGAACAGUGAUGAAAAAACAGUUAUUCCUGAACCAAUGACUUCUAACAGGUCUACAUAUGAUGGAUGGGGCCAUAAUUUGGAUAAUGAAAACAAAAUGUGGGGAGGUCCUAAGGUGAGUGAUAAAGAAACUGACAAGGGUGUACAAAAAUCCUCUAUGUGGAAUGAGGAUGAUGUUGCAAGAAUGGGUAAUCCAGAAUCUAGGGCUACUAAAAGGUCCACAGAUGAUAGGUGGGGUCUUAGUUUGGAUAAGAAGAGCAGGACAUGUGCUCCAACAUGGAAUGGUAAUGAAGCUGACAGGGAUGUACAUAAAUCCCCUCAGUGGAAUGAAAACAACAGUAGAAUUAUGAGCAUUUCUGAAUCAUGUGGUAACAGAAAAUCGCUUGAUGGUACAAAUGCAGUUGAUAGGGAGCGUUAUCUUUCUCAAACGUCACAAUCUCAAAUUGCAAAUGAGAUCAAUUUACCAUAUCAUGAACAAAAUGUGACUCAAGAUGUUUCACUGGGACAGCAGCAACUGCAGCAUGUGGCAGUAACCAUGCAGAAAGUGGUAUCUGAAAAUUCUUACAUUCAACAACAUCCCACCUCAAGAGGGGAUGCUGCUACUGCACUUCCCUGUAAAGAUAGCAAUAGAGUUGGAAACACUGUUAUGUCACAAAAUGAGGUUAUCUUCUCUGCAAAUAUUUUACCAAUGGUUUCUGUGCCUGGACAAAGCUUCAAUCAAAGUGGUCAGAGUAUAGGCACUCAACUUCAUUCAAACUUCAAUAUGAAUGGACAGAAUCAACAGAUACUCCUACCACAGCCUCCAAAUAGUCAUAACUUUAACCUGGGUGAUCAGUUACAACAAGAAGCCUCUGGACCUCCUUCAAACCCACAUUGCCAACCACCAUUUCAUCUGGGUGAAUCUAUCCAUAAACAGGGUAUAGCAGAUGCCCAAAUGUCCCAAGUAACCUCUGGAAUAUCGCUGACAAAUAAUGUAGUAACUAGUGAGCAGGUUGCUCAAAUAACAAAUCUUUCAGCAUCAUUGGCACAGAUAUUUGGAAGUGGACAGCAGCUUCCACAGAUUUAUGCUUCUCUAAACCCUUCAAAUGUGCCUUCCCACUCUACAGGAUCAGUUGCGCCAGUUACCAUCUUUCCCAAUCAGCAUGAUCAAACCAACUGGUCUCAAAAGCCAUAUGAUCCUAUAGGCGAUAGUGUUGAGUCCAAAAAGCAUGACAACGGUGACCGAGCCUUGAUGUUUUCAUCUAACCCUAUUGAGCAGAAAAACUCUGCAAUUGGAGAAUCACCAGCACCAUUGAAAAACAAUACUUCAUCUAUUACUGAUGGUCCCAACAGUGGUGAUACUUGUAAGAAUGGAAUUUUGGAGGAAAUACUUCAUCAUGGAAGUCAUGAAUUGAAACAGCAGCCAGUUGCUGAUUCUGAGACCAGGGAAACCAAUAAUCUCACAGUUGAGAAGAGCAAGAAAGAGCAAGAAAAUGAUCAUCAAGAGGAUGUGAAUGCAGAUGGUCAGGCUGAUGAAGAGGGUAAGCGAAAUAAGGAAGCGAAGGGGAUGCGCAUGUUCAAAUUCGCACUGGUUGAGUUUGUUAAGGAGAUUCUAAAGCCCACUUGGAAGGAAGGUCAAAUGAGCAAGGAAGCUCACAAGACCAUAGUAAAAAAAGUGGUGGAUAAAGUGACCAGUACCCUUCAAGGAGCUCAAGUUCCUCAGACACAAGAGAAAAUUGAUCAUUAUUUGUCAUAUUCUAAAGCUAAGCUUACUAAACUUGUACAGGCAUAUGUGGAAAAAUAUCUGAAGACUUAGACCAAGGUUGAAAUGUUCAUGUUCUUCUAUCUCCCUUUUUUUCUUUUCUGUUUCUUUUUAAUACCAAAUAUUAGAAGCUGUCAAAUCCUUUAAUCCAAUAUGGGAACCCUUGUACAUUUAGGUUUUAGCCUCUGUAUGUACUACAUACAGCUAUGGUUUUUGGUAUCUUUCCAGAUUUUCUCUUGAAUGGUGGUCCAGGUUAGCCAUGCGUUUCCCCAUGUAGAUAUAAUUUAGUCGGUGGAGAUUUUGACUAAUUUGAUGGGAAUGUUUUCAAAUCAUGUGCAUUCAUUAGUUCAAUAAAUUUGUGAACAUGUCAUGGGUUUUCAUUA